Aspergillus costaricaensis CBS 115574 is the source of this 2325-nucleotide messenger RNA. RefSeq names its product DNA repair protein RAD16. Bases 1 to 2325 code for a protein of 774 amino acids. NCBI's taxonomy places the organism in Eukaryota, Fungi, Ascomycota, Eurotiomycetes, Eurotiales, Aspergillaceae. The record is from RefSeq and is a predicted model, not a curated record. Gene Ontology annotation, molecular function: metal ion binding; ATP binding; ATP-dependent chromatin remodeler activity. The transcript is spliced from 10 exons.
AUGGAAGACUCGACCGAAGAAGAUAGUGUCCUUGUCGAUCCUGAUCGCGAUGCAUAUGAGGAUUUAUCCAGGGGACCGACCCCUUCGCGCGGGGUAAGGAGAUCUCUUCGAUCAGUUAACAAGAGUAGCCUCCGCCAGAUAUCCACUACUGAUGUGGGCGAUGGCGAAUCAAGCGACGAUCCUCUGACUGACAUUGAAUCGGUCUCUUCUGCAUCUUCCUCGGAUGAGGAUGAAGUUCUAGUCUCACCAAGGCGCUCCAGGAUCGGAAAUAUGCGUAAUGCUAGAGGACGAGCCGCCACACGAGGGGUUUCACGCAGAGCGGGCAGAAAUCCUCGCUCAGAGCCAGCAGAGACAGGAAGGAGGGGGUCCCGUGCUCUCAAGGAAAGACUAAAACUUGAAAGGCAGCAUCCAUGCGUCACUACAAUGUGGGAUGAUUUGAGGAACACUCCACCGAUGAAGCCGGUAAUGGCGGAACAACCUCCGGGUAUAUCGAGAGCACUCAAGCCAUUCCAGCUUGAAGGUCUGAGCUGGAUGAUGCAACAAGAAGAAUCACAUUACAAGGGAGGGUUAUUGGGAGACGAAAUGGGCAUGGGAAAGACAAUCCAGGCCGUUUCCCUUCUUAUGUCUGAUUACCCGGCUGGUAGGCCAUCGCUUGUCGUUGUUCCUCCAGUUGCUUUGAUGCAAUGGCGAUCAGAGAUUAAAGAAUAUACGAAUGGUCAAUUGAAUGUCCUCAUCUACCACAAUUCGAACCCGAAGGUCAAAACCCUCUCAAAGCAGGAUCUUCUGGCCUAUGAUGUGAUAAUGAUUUCUUAUUCUGGUCUCGAAUCAAUUCACCGCAAAGAACUGAAAGGGUGGAAUCGCGAUGAUGGAAUCAUCCAGGAGAACAGCGUCAUUCAUUCUAUUCAUUAUCAUCGCUUGAUCCUGGAUGAAGCGCAUAGCAUUAAGCAACGUACAACUAGUGUCGCCCGUGCAUGCUUCGCACUGAAAGCAAACUACAAAUGGUGUCUGUCGGGCACUCCUGUCCAAAAUCGGAUUGGAGAGUUUUUUUCUCUCCUUCGCUUUCUGGAUGUCCGGCCGUUUGCCUGCUACUUUUGCAAGCAGUGCCAGUGCCAGCAGCUUCACUGGUCACAGGAUGCAGCCAAAAAAUGCACUGACUGCGGGCAUAGUGGGUUCAGCCAUGUCUCAAUCUUCAACCAGGAAAUUUUGAAUCCUAUCACUGAGAGGGAUAAUCCGGAAGGACGCAAGGAGGCAUUGUCGAAGCUUCGCCUCAUAACUGAUAGGAUCAUGCUGCGGCGAAUAAAAAGAGAUCAUACAGCUUCGAUGGAGCUUCCACCAAAGCGUGUCAUUCUCCAUAACGAAUUCUUUGGAGAGAUUGAACGUGAUUUCUCUCGGAGCAUCAUGACUAACACGACGAGGCAAUUUGAUACGUAUGUAAGCCGUGGUGUCAUGUUGAACAAUUACGCAAAUAUCUUCGGCCUUAUCAUGCAGAUGCGCCAGGUUGCGAAUCACCCAGACCUCAUUUUGAAGAAACACGCAGAAACCGGGCAAAACGUACUUGUCUGCUGCAUUUGCGACGAACCGGCGGAAGAAGCAAUUCGUUCCCGUUGCCAUCAUGAGUUUUGCCGCAGAUGCGCCAAAGACUAUGUUAGGUCGUUCGAUGUGGGCUCAAUCGUCGAUUGCCCUCGGUGCCACAUCCCUUUGUCGAUCGAUUUCGAACAGCCUGACAUCGAGCAAGAGGAAGAGUGCAUCAAGCAAAAUUCCAUCAUCAAUCGGAUCCGCAUGGAGGACUGGACAUCGUCAACCAAGAUUGAGAUGCUUGUUUACGAGCUUUAUAAACUGAGAAGCAAGAAGCAGACACUGAAGUCAAUUGUCUUCUCCCAAUUCACCUCGAUGUUGCAACUUGUGGAAUGGCGUCUACGUCGAGCUGGUUUCAACACCGUCAUGCUCGAUGGAACUAUGACACCGGCACAACGCCAAAAUUCUAUCGAAUACUUUAUGAACAAUGUCGAUGUCGAAGUGUUUCUAGUUUCCCUCAAGGCCGGCGGUGUGGCUUUGAAUUUAACCGAGGCCUCGAGAGUUUUUAUCGUUGACCCGUGGUGGAACCCAGCUGCAGAAUGGCAGAGUGCAGACCGAUGUCAUCGCAUCGGCCAGCGCCGACCUUGUGUCAUAACUCGAUUGUGCAUUGAAGAUUCGGUAGAAUCUCGAAUAGUUAUGCUACAAGAGAAGAAGGCCAACAUGAUCAACGGUACCAUUAACAAAGAUCAAGGAGAGAAACUAGAGAAGCUUACCCCAGAAGACAUGCAAUUUUUGUUUAGAGGAUCUUAG